AUGACGAACGUCGAGCCCAGGGUCGUCUACCCUCAUAGCCCGCGAACAGACGAGACCAUCCUCCAACCUGACCUGAAUCGGCACCCGUGGUACGAAUUCGUGGUUCAUCCGUGGUCAAACAGAGUGACUCGCAAUCUAGAGGAAGAGAAGGUGGUAGAAGACACCUUUGACGCGUUCGACGAACUACCGCCCGAGUUCGAUCCUUGGUCGGAACCCUUGAAGCGUGCCCCGCCCGAGUUCUUCCUCGGCUGGCCCCUGGAUAUGGCCCUCGUCCGCGCAUAUGCCCUCAAGAACGACAUGGCGUAUUUCAAAAACAGGUACAACGCGGCGGGCGUUAGGAUUUCUGGGGGCUACAUGCAGGCGCACGAGGUCACGUCGGAGGACGUGCUCAACAAGAUCUCGACCUUGACGGAGAUCCAGCUGCACCUCCUGCCGAGGGUGAAGAUCGAGGAAGCGUACGGCGUGCCGAACGUCGAGGGCCGGUUCGGCGGGCUGUGGUCGCUCUGCUCGAACUGGACGCACCCGGAUCGGCGUCCGUCGGAGGAGGAAAUCGCCCAGCUACAGGAAGAGCUGGGAUAUAAGGACAAGCCGAAGUGGCAUAUGACAACCUUUGCUUGA
This is a messenger RNA of Punctularia strigosozonata HHB-11173 SS5, 618 nucleotides long. RefSeq lists its product as uncharacterized. The coding region runs from base 1 to 618 and encodes 205 amino acids. The record is from RefSeq and is a predicted model, not a curated record. Lineage: Eukaryota; Fungi; Basidiomycota; Agaricomycetes; Corticiales; Punctulariaceae. The transcript is spliced from 2 exons.